Molecule: messenger RNA, 3894 nt
Organism: Aspergillus campestris IBT 28561
Lineage: Eukaryota; Fungi; Ascomycota; Eurotiomycetes; Eurotiales; Aspergillaceae
Product: nucleoporin Nup120/160
Exons: 3
Coding region: 1-3894 (1297 amino acids)
Cellular component (GO): nuclear pore
Molecular function (GO): structural constituent of nuclear pore
Source: RefSeq, a predicted model, not a curated record
AUGGCUAAAAUCUACAACGACACCCGCGUCGAUCUCCGGCCAUACUCGCCGAGCGCCGUCGUCAACAUCCCGAUUGCAACGCAAGCGACCUCGCAGAGCCGCCCUCGUUUCUCCAUAACCGCCCUGACAGGCCGCGAUGACUUUGUCGCAAAAGACGAAGAUGAGUUUUCUCGGCGCUAUCUAGCAACCCAAGGAUCGAUCUAUUUCCGCAAACGCAGCGUCUUUCCCCGAGCGUUCCUAUGGAGGGUGGUCAAUGACAACAGGGUGCUGGAGAUCCAGUGUGUGGAUCUGACAAAGGGAGGGAUUGAACACAAUGAAUACAAUCUCACGCUGCGCUUGGAUUUCCAGGAAGAAAUUCUGCCGUCGGGGGUGGAUUUCGCAGACUUGGAGGACCACGAAUUGCUGAGCGUGUUCGUGAUUACUGCCUCGAAGCAACUGUACACCUUGUCCCUGCGCCCGGAGUUCUUUCGCAGAGCAGCGUCGAUCGCUGAGAAUGUAUCCGAUUGGUGCAAGUCUUGUAUUCCCGCGCCGUUGUCGUUUUCGCACCCUCACCGGCUGCAUGCUAGCAGCCCCCUGGAGCUGUUUGUCUCCCUCGACAACGGGGCGCUUUUGCGCUUGACUAGGAGGUCUGGUGACGAUGGGUCGCACUGGAAUCCUCUUACCUUUGACGAGCGAAGCUGGGGCGCAUCGAUUCGUGGGCUGGUUAGGUGGCACACGCAACCUUCGAUCAAAUACGACGGGCGCAACCUCGACACAAAUGUCCCAAACGCGAUCGCGACCACAUCCGAUCAGACCUAUGUCUUCGCCGUCUGCUUGAACCACACCCUAAAGAUAUGGAACCUCGCCACAAACAAGUUGGCUGCCACGAAGGACCUAUUGGAUCGCGAAGUACAACAUCCCGACGCAGCUUCUUACAGUCUGAACCCUUCUGAAUCUUCCUUUAUACGUGUGUUUAAUGUGGAGAGGGCAUUGGACGGGGCCUACCGAUACUACGUCGUCACAUACUCGCCCUUUGAGGAAGGGCGCUUUAAGUUCUGGGCUGUCAAAGGCGGUUUGACCUCGCCGCUUGUCAUCGAAGAUCUCUACCCAGGUUCUGCAUUGAGACCUCUGGACCCCGACCCGUCAGGAAACAUGUUCUGGAGCAUCGCGGAUUUCCAGGUUAAACCAGCCCAGGAAGGAAAAGGCAUGGAACUCUGGGUCCUGUGGAGAAAUAGCAACGUUUAUCAGCUCUUCACGUUACACUUCAACCUUGAGACCCUGACAGCCGACUGGGACACCAAUUGGGUAUCAACGGCGAUGGACUCUCGCUCUCGGGAGCCUGCUCCUGUGGUGGCAUUUUCCGACGUUGUGGAUCCUACAGACAAGUGGUUGAAGUUCCUGUUGCAACCAGAUCGAUUUUCCUCAGAAGUACUCGAGACUGCUCUGGCCAUAUACCAGGAAGCUGUCAAACCGCUGUCAUCUUCGAGCCCGCAAAAGAAGAGCGGCUCUCUGCCAGAACGCCUUUGUUCAACAGUUACGACCAGCGUUGCGCUCCGGAAAUUAGCCGAUGACGAGAUGGACUUCACGCGGUACCAAACAGACACGGAUGCCAAGUGGCGUCAGUUCUGUCAGAUUGCGGACGACAUCAAUAAACGAAGGUUCGAGCCAGUCUCAAUCGCAUACGACUCAUACUACGAGCUUCCCUGGUUGCUCCUUUCGGACAGUUGCGCGGUGAUUCGAGAAUGCAGCUCAACAGAACUACUGCUGCAUAACUCGGGCUCUGAGUUGAGGGAGGAAGGCCCCAAGAUCGUGGACCGGUGGAGGCAUAGGAACUUGGGCUCGGAGAUUGGCGACUUGUUUGAGUCUGCAUCCCAUUUGAUAAAGGUUGCGUCUGGAUUCCGGAAAAGGUUUCCCGCAGAUCUGGAGGUAGGAUGCCGAAGAGCUCUUGAAGCCGAGAUCUUCACCGAACCAUCGACAUCUGUCCCUGAUAGAAUGGAUGCUUUCCGCGAGCGAUGCGACUUCGGGGAUCAAAUUUCCGAUAAGACAUAUACAGGGCUUAUUGCCGCGAUGAACGAGCAUCUGAACAUCUACGAACUUCCCAACGAUGUUUUCUUCACGAUCGUCGAUUCGAUUCCUCUUGGGUUCCCGGGCAAAGAUUCCGACCUUUUGUCUACCCAUUUUGGCGUCAAGGUCACGGUGAAUGGUGCUCAAGAGACGAUCUUGUUUACCCGCAAGCUUCUGACCGACCUUCUACUCCUUGUCGUCUUCGUGGAUAGUGAGGUGGAGCAGCAGGAUACUUCUACCUUUGAUGCAGCGGAAUUAUUCGCCUCGCUAGUGUCGCUGCUGAGAGAGUAUGAGAUGAUGCAUUGGCUCUGCUCGAAUUCUCGGUUGUCGCAUGAUAACUCCACCGGUCUCGCUGAAGAAAAUUCCACGCCUAACCUCUCUGUGAAAGACUCAUCCUCGAAGUCGAGACACACGCGGAUGGUGACUAUUUUCGAGGACCUGUUUGCUGUAGACAUCAAGCCUCGUCAGAACGUCGGACUGCCCCAGAGUUAUACACUGACUCUAGGUAUUCGGGAUGUUUUGUCAUGGGUGACGCGUCAGGGCGAAGUGGCUUAUCCGAACGCAUUGGCCUACAUACAAUGUGACCUCAUCGCGAAGAAUAAUAUAGAUCUCGCCUGGGAUUUCCUUCGCUUCCAAGCAAGCACGUCUUGGGCGACCUAUGUGAAGGGCCGUCUUUACGUCGCUAUGUCAGAGUUCGACACCGCAGCUCUGUAUUUCCGCAAGGCUGCAUAUCUCCUAUCAUGCGGGAAACCCCUUGGAAAUCUACACGAGAUGUCAUCAACGCUUCUUGAUAUCGUCUCGGUGGAUUGCUUCCAUAACGGACUUCCAAAAUACUUCCAACACGUUUUGUCUAUAUUUGAGCAAGCGCGUUCGUUUUCACACGUCGCCGACUUUGCCUCUCUUGCACUGCAGGCUCUUGCUAGCGAGAAACGGAACGAGAAAAACCCGGAGUACACCACUUUGCGAACGGAUGUUCUCUCACGCCUGUUCUACGCUUCUAUCCACAGCUGCCACUUCGACCAGGCGUACUCUGCGCUCUCUCGAUACCAAGAUCUGGCGCUGCAGAAGUCGGCGCUCAGCUCCCUCAUCACAGCCAUACUCGCCACGUCAGGACCAGGAACCGCGGGACUCGAGCAAAUCCUCCACUUCCCCACGUUCCUCGUCCCCAACGUUGCUGCCUACGUAGACGAGAUCCUCGUAUCUCUCGCCCACAAACAGGAUUCCCACAGCUCGUUCCUUGAGAUCGGGAAUAAGUGGUCUGACAGCACCCCAGACUAUCUACGCAUCCUGCAAGCAUACCGCAUCGCACGGAACGACUACCGCGGGGCGGCCGAAAUCGCCUACCAGAACGUGCAGCGUCUCCGAAGCGCCCGAGAUACCUCCUCAACGCAACUAGUGCUCGCCAAAAGCAGAGAAGCAGACAACUUCAGACCCACAGACGAGGAAGACCCCGAGAGCAAAGAAAUCAGACACGAACUCCUCUCCCUGAUCAACCUGCUCUGCUGCGUCGACAAAAGCGAAGCCUACAUCCUCGUCGAAAAAGAAGACCCCUCACUGCCUGCAACCCGCCCCCGCAGCGCCCAACACGACGACGACGGGAACGUCUUCAUGGACGACGCCGCCGGUAGUACCUCGUCUCCAACGCCCUCCACCCGACACGACAGCAAACUCACAUCCACACCGAGCAGCAGCAGCAAGGGCCCCAGACGACGAGUGAUCGUGACCCUGGACCACCUCCGUCGCGAAUUCCAGUCCGAGCUAGACCGCACCAGCAGAAUCGAGCGGGGUGACUGGGAAUUCGGGAUCUUGGACCCUGAUGAAGCGGAUAAUGACGAUACGAUGGUAUUCUAG